Molecule: messenger RNA, 1218 nt
Organism: Sinocyclocheilus rhinocerous
Lineage: Eukaryota; Metazoa; Chordata; Actinopteri; Cypriniformes; Cyprinidae
Product: high affinity immunoglobulin epsilon receptor subunit beta-like
Exons: 9
Coding region: 184-957 (257 amino acids)
Cellular component (GO): membrane
Source: RefSeq, a predicted model, not a curated record
CUGCGGUACUGCGCGUGAGCCGCGUGUCACACACCUCUACAAUUAACUAGUUGUUUCCCUUCAGCUGCAACGCGGAUGGAAUAACUGAAGGCUGCACUUUCGCCUUUAAAGAAGAAAAGCAGAAUCAACGCGUUUUUCUUGAGCCUCAGAGCAUAGCCAGGCCUCAAACUGACUGACCUCAGCAUGGGCAUUGAGAGUCAGGGCCCCAUGCGCCCUGCAGGAAACCUGACGCCAAAGCAGGUCAAGACAUUUCAGAAGGUGGAGCCGAAAGCACUGGGGUCCAUUCAGAUCAUCAUUGCAGUCUUAUGCUUGUGUCUGAGCAUCACCAUUCUUCAGCUCUAUGAAGAGGUUCACUUCUCUCCUGAUGUCAUUGUUGUGGUAGUGAUCGUUGUUCAGUUGCUUGUGUCUGGAUCCAUUUUAAUCCAUGCUGGACGGUUCCCGUCUCUGUUCUGGGUAAAAGCCACACUGGUUGCUCACCUGGUCAGUGCAGCGUUUUCCACUGCUGUUCUUGGGCUGCUGUCUCGUCACCUGCCUUACCGUCAGGACACGUACCACUGUGAGCACUGCAGGAGACUGGAGAUCUAUGCUGUGCAACAAUAUUGUUACAGGAAGUGCACUUAUACUGUCGAGAGAAAUAGUAAACUCUUAAUCGAUGGCUUCUUGGCCACACUGGUUCUGUUUCUGGUGGUGGAGUUGGCGAUCUGCAUUGUAACAAUCUUGUUUGGACUCAAUGCUCUGGCUAAAGGUGGCAUGCAGCUUCCUGGUUUUAGACAGCGUGCUGCCCCAUCUCAGCCCGAGGCCGUCACCCCUAGCCAACCUCAGGUGGAAGUGGUGGUGUCAGAGGUGGAGCCAAUGCCUGAGCGUGAACCUGAACCCAAAUCUGAACCGAUAGAAGAAAUCCCCAGCCCUCCCACUGAACCUCAAGUGGCGCCCAUUGACUCUUUAACAGACGUUUGAUGCUUUGUGCUCAUGUGAUCUGUAUGUAUAUUGUAGAGAUGAGUGAGGUUUUAGCAGCAAGGGUUUUUGUAUUUUAGUGAUGUAUGAAAUCAACAUGAUAGGGCUUUGUAAAAUAGGCCAUUAUCAUCAUACUUAAAAAAAAAAAGGGUUCAACCAAAAAUAGAAAUUCAUUUGCUCCCUCAUGUUGUUCCAAACCCAUAACUUUCGGUUACACAUUAUUUUCAGGUGUCCUUGUUACAGAGUAAUUAAGUACUUAGUAAU